Messenger RNA from Drosophila arizonae, 2391 nucleotides. It is a transcript of the gene Uxs, whose product is annotated as UDP-xylose synthase. Gene Ontology annotation, cellular component: cytoplasm. Gene Ontology annotation, molecular function: NAD+ binding; UDP-glucuronate decarboxylase activity. Lineage: Eukaryota; Metazoa; Arthropoda; Insecta; Diptera; Drosophilidae. Gene Ontology annotation, biological process: D-xylose metabolic process. The record is from RefSeq and is a predicted model, not a curated record.
AGAAUAAAACACCAGAUGCUAGUCAAUUUAUUGGAUAUUUAAUACCACCAACAGCACAGCUGUGCUGAACAGCACGAAAACAGCUGAUCGCAACUCGAUGCGCACUAAAAUUACAUCGCUGAAUGGUGGGUAAACAACACUACAGAGAACAUAAAUAAACAUGCACAGUUGCUGAUAAGAGCAAAUAGCGCACGCGAACAGCGACCGCGUCUCAAUUCUAGCAACGUCAGCUAUAGUUGUCGUACACAGAAUGAGCCUGACAAAGAAGCGGAUUAAAAUUGUUUCGGGCAGCUCAAUUAUUGGCCUGGCCCUCAUCUAUUUGUACAAAUUUGCGAUCGCUCCCGCCACUAGCGUGCCAAGAGCUAGUUCCGUUGCUCACGGGGUCGAGGAGCAACGUCAGUGGCCCCCCACCGAGGAUGCUGUUCAGCGCAAUCUACAAAUCGCCUACGAGGCUCAAAAUGCGCUUCUGCAUCAGCAGCGACAGGAGCUGCUGCACACUAAAGAACAGCUGGCCCAGCUGGAGGAACAGGUGCGCUCCCUGCAGGCCAGCACGCCACGCAAAUAUCCGAAGGUCAAGUAUCUCAACUAUAAGAAUCGGAAGCGCAUUUUGAUCACCGGCGGCGCCGGCUUUGUGGGGUCCCAUCUAGUGGACGACCUGAUGAUCCAGGGUCAUGAGGUAAUUGUGGUGGACAACUUCUUUACGGGGCGUAAGCGCAACGUGGAGCAUUGGUUGGGUCAUGAGAACUUUGAGCUCAUCCACCAUGACAUUGUGAAUCCGCUGUUCAUCGAGAUCGACGAGAUCUAUCAUCUGGCGUCGCCCGCAUCGCCGCCCCACUAUAUGUACAAUCCGGUGAAGACAAUAAAGACAAAUACCAUGGGCACCAUCAAUGUGCUGGGACUGGCCAAGCGGGUCAUGGCUAAGGUGCUGAUUGCCAGCACCUCGGAGGUCUACGGAGAUCCCACAGUGCAUCCGCAGCCGGAGACCUAUUGGGGUCAUGUGAAUCCCAUAGGUCCACGCGCCUGCUACGACGAGGGCAAGCGCGUCUCCGAGACGCUCAGCUAUGCCUAUGCCAAGCAGGAGAAGGUGCAAGUGCGCGUGGCACGCAUCUUCAACACAUACGGGCCGCGGAUGCACAUGAACGACGGCCGCGUCGUGUCCAACUUCAUACUGCAGGCGCUGCGCAAUGAGACGAUCACGGUUUAUGGCAACGGGAAGCAGACGCGCUCGUUUCAAUACGUAUCGGAUCUGGUGGAUGGCCUGAUUGCACUGAUGGCUUCCAAUUACACGCAGCCCGUGAAUCUGGGCAAUCCCGUGGAGCAGACGAUUGGCGAAUUCGCCAAUAUCAUCAAGCAUCUGGUGGGCGGGCAGAGCGAGGUGAAGCAGAUCAAGGCCAUGGAGGAUGAUCCGCAGCGCCGCAAGCCGGACAUCACGCGCGCCAAGAAGCGCCUCAACUGGGAGCCCAAAGUGCCGCUGGAGUCGGGCCUGCUGCAAACCAUAUCAUACUUCCGCAACGAGCUCGCGCGCAGCGACCGCUUCCAGGAGAGCUCCCGCAAGUACUUUGAGUCUCCCGAUCUGCAGCGCAUUCGGCCCUAGAUGAAACUCCUCGGCCAACAUCAAUAAUAUGUGCCUCUCAAUUAUUGUAAUUGGAACACACACACGUCUCUAGUCUGCAACAAAUGUAAAGGUGACCAACGAUAGCGCUAAUCUUAUGGCUUCCCCAUCCCGCUGCUCUCAUUCACCAUGGCCCCCGCCCAUUCAGUUAAGGCCCCAACUAUAUUUAAGUCACAACACAGGGUGUUCUCGGCCUGCCGCCAACUAAGGUUCCAGCUAUCAACGUGUUGAUAGUUCUCUCCUUCUCCCUCUAGUUUCCAUGUUACAGUUAGUUCAAGUGCUUCGUGGUGGCAGUCUCCGAGUGUGCAAUAUCCUGCACUCCAAGGACAAUGUCGUACAGCUUCUAUAUUGUCUUUGCCUAAGCUAAUUGAAAUCUAUUCUAUGUGUUAAGUCUGCCUUCUCCCUGCCCUUGCAGUUGGCCCAGUUUAGACACACACUUGUGCAAACUGUAUUUGCUAAGUAUACGUAUGUUAGUCCGACUAAGUCAGCUGGGCUCAUUCCGCUGCUCUUCCCUCUUGAAUACUUCAGACUCACAUGAGCUGCUCAGUUAACUAUAUAGCCCAUAGACGCGUAGCAGUCUCAGUGAAUAGAUUGGUCCUCAUCAAAUCUUGAUCAUACAUAUCCUGACUCUACACAAACUGUAUCCACCUGCAAGGGUAUUUCGACUUCGGCCUGGGCCGCAGCCACCACUUAUCUGUUGUACAAUAUAUUAGUAGAGUAGUUGGUAGUUGAUUAAAUGUGGUUCUUUAAGUUUUCGAAUACGAAUGACUCUUUACUCU